AUGAUGCUGAACAAUCUGCGUACCAGGAGUGCCGCCCUAGCUUCAGUCGCUGUUCGGUAUCAAAGAGCGGUGCACAAUGGACGACAACCGACAGAUAUUGAGGGCGUCAGGCACUCUAUAGCUUCGACUGCGAGCAAAAUCCAGGCUAGAAGGCUAUUAUGCCACGCCAGCCACCAACGCCGCUUCGCCUCAACAGCCGCAGCAGAUACAGGCAAAGUCCAAUCGACAAGGCCCCUUGACGGCAUCACAGUGGUCAGCAUCGAGCAAGCCAUCGCCGCGCCAUUCUGCACGCGACAGCUCGCGGACCUGGGCGCGCGGGUGAUCAAAGUCGAGCGGCCGGGCGUGGGCGACUUCGCCCGCGACUACGACACGCGGGUGGACGGGUUGGCGUCGCAUUUCGUCUGGACGAACCGGUCCAAGGAGAGUCUGGCGCUGGACCUGAAGAAACCCCGCGACCUGGAGGUCCUGAAGAAGCUGCUCUGCAAGGCAGACGUGCUGGUGCAGAACCUGGCCCCCGGCGCGGCCGCGCGCCUGGGCCUCGCGUACGAAGCUCUGAAGGACGACCAUCCCCGCCUGAUCGUCUGUGACAUCUCCGGCUACGGCCAGGACGGGCCCUAUGCGAACAAGAAGGCCUACGACCUGCUCGUCCAGAGCGAGGGGGGAUUGCUCUCCGUCACGGGUACCAAGGAUGAGCCCGCGAAAGUGGGCAUCUCCAUUGCUGAUAUCUCUGCCGGCAUGUACGCCUACAGUAACAUCCUCGCGGCGCUGAUGCAGCGGCAGAGGACGGGCAAGGGGAGCAAGAUCGACAUUUCUUUACUCGAGAGUCUGGUGGAGUGGAUGAGCUUUCCCCUUUAUUAUACGUAUAAAGGGGCACCAGCGCCGACACCGACCGGUGCCUCUCACGCAGCGAUAUAUCCGUAUGGACCGUUCGAGACAGGCGAUGGCGGCUCCGUCAUGCUCGGCAUCCAGAACGAACGAGAGUUCGCGAGAUUCUGCGACAUUGUUCUCGGCGAUCCCAGUUUGGCCACCGAUGCACGCUUCGCGAACAAUUCUCUUCGCGUGCAGAACAGGGAUGAACUGCGAAGAAUCAUCUGCAAGGCACUGGAGAAAUACUCCGUUUCUCAGGCGGUGGAGAAGCUCGAUGAGGCCCAGAUUGCCAAUGCGGCGGUCAACAACAUGCAAGGCGUUUGGGAGCAUCCUCAGCUGCGCGCCAGACGCCGAUGGACCGAGGUCGAGACGCCCAAGGGCAUGGUUCCUGCACUUCUGCCGCCCGGAUGCGUUCCUGAAGGCGAGGAGGACGUCGAAGGUUUGCGCGCCAGGAUGGACAAGAUUCCAGAAGUGGGCGAGCAUAAUGAGAAGAUCUUGAAGGAACUAGGGAUGUAG
Fonsecaea erecta is the source of this 1383-nucleotide messenger RNA. RefSeq lists its product as hypothetical. Bases 1 to 1383 code for a protein of 460 amino acids. The record is from RefSeq and is a predicted model, not a curated record. Lineage: Eukaryota; Fungi; Ascomycota; Eurotiomycetes; Chaetothyriales; Herpotrichiellaceae. The transcript has a single exon. Gene Ontology annotation, molecular function: catalytic activity.